AUGAAGCAAGUAAAACAAGUCUCUCGGCAGAUGCGCACUACUCACUAUAAGAAAUAUGAAGAUAUGGACAAUUAUGAUCCCGUUAAGUUUCCAGAAGUCCAUUUACGUUCGUCUCGACCACACAUGUCGCUAGAGAAUUCCAACGGCCGCGGCGCACGGGAUGCCAACGUCGCCCCUCCAAUGAACGCCGGCCAGAUAUCUGCGCAUUGGGUUUUUAAUUCUUGA
Messenger RNA from Parnassius apollo (apollo), 225 nucleotides. The record is from the annotation of a GenBank genome assembly. Lineage: Eukaryota; Metazoa; Arthropoda; Insecta; Lepidoptera; Papilionidae.